AAUACUUGAGGCUACACAAUGUUUUAGAGAAAACUGAGAGUUUCAUUUCCAUCUAUGGAAGCUUCAAGGAACUUGCUUUAUUCUCCUCCAACUAUUCAUCCAAGAACCCAACUCAAAAAUCCUUUAUUUUCAUCGUCAUCUGCUUCGGUUUCGAUUUUUCAUCAUGAGCAAGAAGCCCCUGCAUCAACUUCUCUUGCGAUUACUUCUGUAGCUAGGCAUUUUCCUACAUCAGUUAUCUCACAAGAGCAGCGAGAUGAUUAUAUACCGCUGCCUGUCUUGCAUUUCCUUAAGGAAGAUAAAGCAAACUCGGGAGAGACGAACAAACUGCAGACCGGAAAUGGGCCAACAAUUCGAGAAGAGAAGGCAUCCGACAACCUUGACCAGUUGGAAUUUGAGCAUCAAUUGCUUCAGUGGCCCAAUUUAAAGCAAUUAUUGACACACUUGGAAUUAGAGGAAAAUACAUCAUCUUCCUUGAAUAUGCAGCCUGUGGCAGAUGAUACUGAGGAGAUUAUGAAUGUUGAACCAAGUAAUGUGGUCGCGCUUGCUAAGAAGGCACUGUCAGCUUCUAAACUAGCUGCGUCAUUGGCUGAGGACCACAAAUUAGAUCUCGAUGAUUCACCUCCUAAUAGUUUGAGGUCUGCUAAUUUGUCUACUUUGUCAGUUGAGGAGGAUAUAGUUACGGUUAGGUCAACCAAACGUUUAGAGAGGCAAUCUAAACGAAGGAGGGUGCAAGCUAAAGUUUCCAUUUAUGAGACUUACAGUUCACGAAGGAAGGAUGUAAGAAGAAAGUUGAGUGAAAGUUCUGAUCCCAAUGAUCCCCUUUGAAUGUUUUUGUGGGGUCCUGAGACAAAACAACUCUUGACAGCAGAAGAAGAGUCUGAAUUGAUCGUUCAAGUUCAGAAUUUGAAGAGACUAGUGAAAGUAAAAAGUAAGCUUCAAUCUCAGUUUGGGCGUGAACCAACCUUGGUUGAAUGGGCUGAAGCCACGAGUCUAAGUUGUUCAGCGUUGCAGGCAGAACUUCGAUCUGGAAAAAGAAGCCGGGAAAAAUUGAUCCAUGCGAAUUUGCGCAUGGUUGUUCACAUUGCUAAACAAUAUCAGAGCCGUGGUCUUAGCCUUCAGGACUUGCUGCAGGAGGGAAGUAUGGGUCUUAUGAAAAGUGUUGAGAAGUUCAAACCACAAGUUGGAUGCCGAUUUGCCACGUAUGCCUACUGGUGGAUAAGGCAAUCGAUUACAAAGUCUAUAAUGCAACAUUCCAGAACCAUCCGUUUUCCGGAGAACGUAUAUGGACUUUUGAGUAAAGUACUGGAGGCAAAGAGAUCAUACAUUCAAGAAGGAAAUCAUCAUCCUUCCAAAGAAAAACUCGCAAGACGUGUCGGAAUUACCGUUCAGAAGUUGGAUAGGUUGCUGUUCUCAACACGGAUGCCACUUUGUAUGCAGCAGCCUGUAUGGGCUGACCAGGAUACCACCUUUCAGGAGGUAACAGCAGAUACUGGUAUCGAGAUCCCAGAUGUUAGUGUCGCAAAGCAACUGAUGCGGCAGCACAUGCGCAACCUUCUAAGCAUUCUGAGCCCGAAAGAAAGGAAGAUAAUCAGGCUAAGAUUUGGUAUCGAAGAAAGUAAACAGAAUUCUCUUUCGGAGAUGGGAAAUAUGUUCGGAUUAUCCAAGGAAAGGGUGCGGCAGCUAGAGAGCCGGGCGUUAUACAAGCUCAAGCAAUGCCUAGUCAAACAAGGCCUUGAUGCAUAUGAAGAUUUUUAUCUCCGAAGUGUUGUCCUAACUGAAACUAUCAAGAAUUUGGCACCAGAUAGAAUUUUUUUGGAUAAUUGUCGUCUAAGAUUUACCAGUUCAUAUAUGAAUGUAUCUGGGAAAAAACAACAACUUUUACUUAAUAGCAUAUAA
Hibiscus syriacus is the source of this 1896-nucleotide messenger RNA. RefSeq names its product RNA polymerase sigma factor sigF, chloroplastic-like. Gene Ontology annotation, molecular function: DNA-binding transcription factor activity. NCBI's taxonomy places the organism in Eukaryota, Viridiplantae, Streptophyta, Magnoliopsida, Malvales, Malvaceae. Gene Ontology annotation, biological process: DNA-templated transcription initiation; regulation of DNA-templated transcription. The transcript is spliced from 9 exons. The record is from RefSeq and is a predicted model, not a curated record.